Adineta steineri is the source of this 1710-nucleotide messenger RNA. The record is from the annotation of a GenBank genome assembly. NCBI's taxonomy places the organism in Eukaryota, Metazoa, Rotifera, Eurotatoria, Adinetida, Adinetidae.
AUGCAAUUAGUUUUAUAUCGUGAUAUUGGUUAUUUUGCAGUUAUAAACUACAUAACAACGACCAUUCGAUUUUUACGAAUGAUGAAAUUCAAUUGCUGUUGGUUUUUACUGACGUUUUGUUUGAUAGAGAUUGCUACAAACGUUCAUUGUGAAAUCAUUGAUCAGACAGCAAGAGCUGCAGAAACUGCUAAAGUUUGUGAUGGUGAUCAGUCCAUUGAUAUCAAUAUUAUUAGUCGUACACCAAACACGUUCAAGUGCCAGAUUUCCUACGACUGUAAUAUUACAAAUCAUGCUAAUACAUUGGCAAUAUUUAAAGAUGAUAAAAUUGUAUCACAAUGCACAUUGAGAAAAGUAGCGGCAACUGGCGGCAGGGAGAAAACCAAACUUGAAAUCACAUGCAAUCUUAUUAUGGGCUAUGCUGGAAAAAAUUGGAAAUUUGUAUUGGGUAACAAAUCUGGAGUUAAUCCAACUAUUGGCAAUGAAACAUUUACUGUCACACUUGAUCCAUUACUUUUGACGAAGCUACCUAGUUUUGAUAUUACACUUAAUGAGGAAAUCACAUCGGCGUCAAUCGUUAUACCCGAUUGUUCUCAUAUUUCAGAAAUUAAAAAUCUUAAUUUUCAAUGUUCGAGCGAUGAUGAUGUAAAGAAACCAGUUACUGACACUUGCCAAGUUACAUGUCCAGUGAAACCAGAUUCCACUUACAACAUAACAUUAAUUCGUCUUCCUAUAUCAAUAUAUAAUGGAAAGGAAACUGCCAACGGUACAUUCCCAGAAGAACGACGCUUCGAAACUAUUCGUAUAGGUAAACCUUGCCAGAAUGUUCACUCGACUGCUACGAAAGUGAUGAAUCGGGCAUCGAGUAUAUUCAUGUUCAACAUUUCAUACAAUUGUUUAAUUGCAAAUUCUGCUAAGUUGGCUGUAUUUAAAGAUGGCAAUAUCGCAACACAAUGCAAAAUAGAUUUGACUUAUUUACCAAGGGUUGAGAAAACUAAUGUUAUAGUUACAUGUGUUAAUAUUAGCGAUCAUGCUGGUCAGAAAUGGCCGUUUUCAUUUGGUAGUAUGAAUGAUCACAAAACAAAUGUCGUCAAUGAAACAUUUACUGUUUCGCUCGAGCCACUCUCUUUAAGAAGCCUACCAAAAGUCCAGCAAACAGUUGAUGAAAACAUUACUUUAGCGACGAUCAUUGUAGAGGGAUGCAGUCAAGUAGCAGAAAUGGCACAUCUCUAUUUUCGAUGCGGAUUGGGUGCCGAGACUGAAAGGAAAUCUCUUCCAGAGAAUUGUACAUUUACAUGUUCGGUAGGACCAGCUGUUCAUUAUAAUUUUCAAGUCAUUCGAUCUUCCAUCCCAAAAUAUGAUGGAGUACAGACUUCGAACAGCACAUUUCCAGAAGAAGUGCUGCCUGUCCCUAUCACCACAACAUUAAAACCAGUACUUUACAAACGGACAUGGUUGUCAAACACUACUGAUAUUAGUGUCGAAGUUAUUCCCCAAAGCGACUUCGAUCAUAUUGAAUCAGUAUGCCAAGCAAAUCAUACGCAACCAUCUGUAUGCAUGGACAUGAAAAUAACUCAUAGUCAAUGUACAACAACAUUAACAGCAACUUUCAAUGGUACUCCUGGGUGUGAUUAUCGAUGUUUUUUUUCAACAGUAAAAGAAGGUUACAUAGACGUACAUUCAGAAGAGUAUAUUAUGUCAAUUCGUAAGUAA